Molecule: messenger RNA, 1053 nt
Organism: Penicillium atrosanguineum
Lineage: Eukaryota; Fungi; Ascomycota; Eurotiomycetes; Eurotiales; Aspergillaceae
Product: CAAX prenyl protease RCE1
Exons: 4
Coding region: 1-1053 (350 amino acids)
Biological process (GO): CAAX-box protein processing
Cellular component (GO): endoplasmic reticulum membrane
Molecular function (GO): metalloendopeptidase activity
Source: RefSeq, a predicted model, not a curated record
AUGGCUCCAGUUGAUGGCAUUCUGGCUCGUCUGAAGGUUCUAUACUCCAAACACCAAGACGAACCGUCACUGUCGGUGCACAGCGUCGCUUUCCUCUCUGUCGCCCUUACUUGCGUCUAUGUGGUGCCUUUCUAUCUUUCUCAUGCCACGCGCCCCUCCCCCAGUCUGAGCCGCGACGCCCCGUCUGUCAUUCGCGCGCGCAUCCGCGCUGUCACGGGCUCAUGUAUCAUUUGCUCGCUCGCCGUCCUGUGGAUCAUUGUCGAAAAGGGCAAUUCUUCCCUCGGCGCCGCACUGUCUCUGUUAGGCUGGUGGCCGAUCGAUCUGGGUGAUAUUGCCCGGACUUUCCUGCUUACCGUGAUCCUCUUCAUCGGUCCGCUGUUCGAGCGCGGCAUUGUUGAAAAUGAAUGGCGUGAUUGGUUCCGUCGCAGCCGGUAUUCCGAAUCCCUGAGUGGCUGGAUCGGGUGGAGGAAUUAUAUCGCUGGCCCUGUUACGGAGGAGGUCAUGUUCCGCUCAGCCAUCAUUCCUUUGCACUUGUUGGCGCACGUCUCGCCUGCCUAUGUGGUCUUCGUCUCCCCGUUGUACUUUGGCAUCGCUCAUAUUCACCACUUGUAUGAGUUCCGCCUCACUCACCCGGAUACUCCGGCUUUGGCGGCGCUGUUACGCUCACUCUUCCAGUUUGGCUAUACUACCAUCUUUGGCUGGUAUGCCACCUUCAUCUACCUGCGAACGGGUUCCUUGCUGGCUGUCAUUCUGGUUCACAGCUUCUGCAACUGGUGUGGCUUGCCCCGUUUCUGGGGCUGUGUCGAGGCCGCCGAGCCGCAAGGUCCACCUAUCACUCGUGGAAAGGAAGACUCUGAUGGGACCGGGCCGUCUUUCAACGAUGGCAGGUUGAGCAUUGGUUGGACUCUCGCGUAUUAUCUGCUCCUGGUGGUCGGAGCGGUCGCAUUCUCCCAGUGUCUAUGGCCCUUGACCCAUUCAUACAAUGCUCUGGUUACGUUUUCGUCGGUGGCAAAAACGGCGACGGCAAAUACCAGCCAGCGAAUGAUUUCGUGA